AUGAGCGAGAUAGAACGCGCAGAUCCCGGCGCGCACGCCGGCGAGACGGCGCCUCUCCUCCCUUCCUCCUCAUCCUCCUCCAACACCACAAUCACAAGCACGCAACCAGGCUUGCUACGCACCGCCGUGCCGUUCCUGAUCAUCCUCACGGUCGUCGAGUUCGCAGCUGCGCUCGUCGCCGCCGGUGUCGCCGCCCUCGUCGAGGGCUCCCUCUGCCGCACGCGCUUCCCGGACGUGACCCAGCCCUACGGCGACCCCCGGUGCAAGCACGAGGCCGUGCAGGCGGACCUCGCGUGGAUCAUCGGCAUGGAGAAUACCAUCUCCGUAAUACCCGGUCUGCUCAUGUCCAUCCCGUACGGUGUCGUCGCCGACAGAUACGGGCCCAACAUCGUCCUCGGGCUCGUCUGGGUCGGCCAGUUCCUAUCCGAGGGAGGACACCUCCUCGUCUGCCUUAAUCCUCAAAUAUUCAACGUCCGCUGGAUAUACGCCUCGUCUUGUAUGACGCUCAUCGGCGGCGGCGGCGCAACCUAUGUCGCCAUGCGCUACCUCGUUGGCGCCAGCCUCGUCGACGAAAAGAACAGAACCACCCUCUUCUUCUACAUACAGGCCUACAGCACUUCCAUCGCCUUCCUCACCGGCCCCGUCGUCUACUUCGUCAUGAGCCGCGGUGGCCCCGUCGCCGCUCAAACCGUCGGCGUUGCGCUUCUUGGCCUCAUGGCCAUCCCUGGCUUCGCCAUGCCUCGCCGUCUCCGCAACACCCCUGCCCCAUCCUCCUCCUCCUCCUCCUCCUCCUCCUCCCCGCCCACCAGCAUCCGCGCUCGCGUAGCCGACGUGGUCGCCUCCGCCGCCACCACCCUCCGUCUCGUCUUCCUCGGGCCCGACCUGCUCCUCACGCUCCUCCUCGGCAGCGUCGUCUUCACCACGCUCGGCGCCUACGAGACCACCUUCCGGCUGCAGUACGCCACCAAGCGCUUCGGCUGGACCUGGGCCCAGGCCGGCCUGCUCUCCUCCGUCGCCUCCGCCGCCAACCUCUCCACGCUCGUGCUCGUGCUGCCCGCGCUCAGCUGGCUGCUCCUCCGGCGCGGCGGCCCGGCGCUGAGCAAGGACCUCUGGCUCGCGCGCGGCAGCGGCGCCGUCCAGGUCCUCGGCAGUUUCCUGACGGCGCUGGCACCGACGGGACCCGCGUUCGUCUUCGCGGUCGCCCUGUACGAGUGCCAGCGCGGAUACAUGCCGUCCAUUGUGAGCGUCAUCAUCGCGGUCGCGGAGCGCGCGGGCGUCACGCAGCAGAGCACCGUCUACGCGUGUGUGUCGACGAUGAGUGCCACCGGCUCUAUGCUCGCCGGGCCGGUCAUGGCCAGCGCGUUCCGUGUCGGGUUGGAAUGGGGACAGUCAUGGUACGGCUUGCCCUUCUUGGCAGCCGGUGUGCUGCAGCUGUGUACGUUUUUGAUCCUCAUCUUCGUGCGGCAAAAGUAG
Cordyceps fumosorosea ARSEF 2679 is the source of this 1473-nucleotide messenger RNA. Its product is annotated as Major facilitator superfamily transporter. Bases 1 to 1473 code for a protein of 490 amino acids. Gene Ontology annotation, cellular component: membrane. NCBI's taxonomy places the organism in Eukaryota, Fungi, Ascomycota, Sordariomycetes, Hypocreales, Cordycipitaceae. Gene Ontology annotation, biological process: transmembrane transport. The transcript is spliced from 3 exons. Gene Ontology annotation, molecular function: transmembrane transporter activity. The record is from RefSeq and is a predicted model, not a curated record.